UUCCAUUGAGCCAAGUCCAAGAGGGAGUGAGUGAGAAAGAAAGCCGGAGUCACUGAUCCGCCGCAGCUCUCUGCUGCAACUCCUUAACUCCACUCUGCCCACUCGUUGCCUGGACAUGUCCUGAACAACUUGGAUUUCCUCUCGUCCAUUAUUUGCUCCAGCUCUCUCCCUUUUCGUCUCCUUUUCCCCGGUCAACUUUUAAGAUCGCCUCAAAGUCUUCGGAAAUGCGGCCGCCUGGAUGCGAGGAGAAGAGGCGGGUCUCAUUUUCGUUGGGGAAAUGCUGAGGAACCGAAGGAAGAGGCAAAGUUGUUUAAAAGGAACGCGGAAUUUGGGGGACUACCUUCCUUCAUUUACACAAAUGCAUACAAAAAAGUUCCUGGUCGUUGACACCAUGGGUAGACAUUUGGCCAUGCUUUUACACUUACUUCUCCUCCAGUAUUUUGGAGACACUGAAGGAAGCCAAAGAACUGAACAGACUCCUGAAAUAAUCCAGUUUACACACUUUCAAUACAAUGUCACCGUCUAUGAAAACUCUGCAGCCAAGACUUAUGUCGGGCAUCCUGUAAAGAUGGGCAUUUAUCUCACAGAUCCCUCGUGGGAAAUACGGUACAAAAUUAUUUCAGGGGACAAUGAGAACCUGUUCAAAGCUGAAGAAUAUAUUCUAGGGGACUUUUGCUUUCUGAGAAUAAGGACCAAAGGAGGUAAUACAGCCAUUCUUAACAGAGAAGUUAAAGAUCAUUACUUGUUGACUGUGAAAGCAGUGGAAAAAAAUACCAAUGCUGAAGCCCGCACCAAAAUCAGGGUCCAGGUGCUGGAUACCAAUGACUUAAGACCUUUGUUUUCUCCCACCUCCUAUAGUGUUUCUCUGCCUGAAAACACAAUCAUCAGGACCAGUAUCGCUAGGGUGAGUGCGACAGAUGCUGAUAUAGGAACUAAUGGAGAAUUUUACUACAGUUUCAAAGAAAGAACAGAUAUGUUUGCCAUUCAUCCCACCAGUGGUGUUGUGGUUUUGACGGGCAGGCUUGACUAUGCAGAGACCAAACUGUAUGAGAUGGAAAUCCUCGCUGUGGACCGUGGAAUGAAAUUAUAUGGCAGCAGUGGCAUCAGCAGCAUGGCCCGACUGACCGUUCACGUAGAACAGGCCAACGAAUUCGCCCCGGUGAUCACGGCGGUGACGGUCUCCCCGUCUGAACUGGAGAAGGAUCCUACCUACGCCAUCGUGACAGUGGAAGACCACGACCAAGGUUCCAAUGGGGAGAUAGCUUCUUUGAGCAUCGUGGCCGGAGAUCCGCUUCAGCAAUUCCGAACUGUGAGAUCUUUCCCAGGCAGCAAGGAAUAUAAAAUCAAAACUGUGGGUCACGUGGAUUGGGAGAGCCAUCCCUUUGGGUAUAAUCUUACUCUUCAGGCUAAAGAUAAAGGAAAUCCUCCACAGUUCUCCUCUGUAAAAGUCAUUCACGUGACAUCUCCGCGGUUCAAGGAAGGACCAGUUCGUUUUGAAAAGGAUAUUUAUAGAGCAGAAAUCAGUGAAUUUGCCCCUCCUCACACUCCUGUGGUCAUGGUAAAAGCCAUACCUUAUUACUCACACUUAAAAUAUGUUUUUAAAAAUACUCCUGGGAAAGGAAGAUUCCAUAUAAAUCCCAACACGGGUCUCAUCACUAUUUUAGAACCCAUCAGGACACAGCAGGCAUCCCAUCUCGAAUUUGACGUCACCACCAGUGAUAGGAAAGCUUCCACCAAAGUCUUGGUGAAAGUCCUGGGCGCAAAUAGCAACCCUCCCGAAUUUACUCAGACAUCCUACAGAGCGUCCUUUGAUGAAAACGUCCCGAUAGGGACGAGCAUCAUGAGUGUGAGUGCCAUUGACCCAGACGAGGGUGAGAAUGGGUACGUCACCUACAGCAUCGCCAACCUCAAUCACGUGCCGUUUGUCAUUAACCAUUUCACCGGGGCCGUGAGUACUUCGGAGCACUUGGAUUAUGAACUGAUGCCCCGCGUUUACACCCUGAGGAUUCGAGCGUCGGAUUGGGGCUUGCCCUAUCGGAGAGAAGUCGAAGCUCUCGUCACCCUCACUCUCAACAACUUGAACGACAACACCCCGUUAUUCGAGAAAAUAAACUGUGAGGGAACGAUCCCUAGAGAUCUAGGCGUGGGGGAACAGAUCACUACGGUGUCCGCCAUUGAUGCUGACGAACUGCAGUUGGUAAGAUACCAGAUUGAAGCUGGGAACGAACUUGAUUUAUUUAGCUUAAACCCCAGUUCUGGGGUCCUUUCGCUGAAGCACUCUCUAGUUGAGGGCUUAGGAGCCAAGGUUUCUUUCCAUAGUCUGAGAAUUACAGCCACGGAUGGGGAAAAUUUCGCAACACCGCUGUAUAUCAAUAUUACGGUGGCGGCCAGUCGCAAACCUGUGAAUUUGCAUUGUGAAGAGACCGGUGUGGCCAAAAUGCUGGCAGAAAAACUUCUGCAAGCCAACAAAUUGCACAAUCGCGGAGAAGUCGAAGAUGUUUUCUUUGAUACUCAUUCCAUCAAUGCUCAUGCACCACAGUUUAGAAGCAGUCUUCCCACUAGUAUUGAGGUAAAAGAAAAUUACCCGGUAGGUUCCAACAUCAUCCUCGUGAACGCUACCGAUCUCGACAGUGGUUUUAAUAGCAAACUGGUCUAUGCUAUUUCUGGGGGAAAUGAUGAUAGCUGUUUUAUGAUUGAUUUGGAAACAGGGAUGCUAAAAGUUUUAUCUCCCCUUGACCGAGAGGCGACGGAAAAAUACACCCUGAACAUUACCGUCUAUGACCUUGGGAUCCCACAGAAAGCCUCCUGGCGCCUUCUAGACAUCAGAGUUUUGGAUGCCAAUGAUAAUAAACCAGAGUUUUUACAAGAGAGUUAUUUCAUCGAGGUGAGUGAAGACAGGGAACCGUACAGUGAAAUCAUCCAGGUGGAAGCUGUCGAUAAAGAUCUAGGACCCAAUGGAGAAGUGAAAUAUUAUCUCCUCACAGACACGGACAAAUUUUCAAUCGAUAGUGAGACGGGUAUCGUUAAAGUCGUGGGACCUUUGGAUCGGGAAAUGCAACAUGUCCAUUUCUUAAAGAUUGAAGCCAGAGAUCAAGCGGAAACAGAACCUCAGUUGUUUUCCACCGUGCUGUUGAAAGUAUCAUUGGAAGAUGUGAAUGACAACCCCCCUAAAUUUAUUCCCUCUAAUUACCUUGUGAAAGUGCGAGAGGAUCUCCCAGAAGGAACUGUCAUCAUGUGGCUGGAAGCCUACGACCCUGAUUUUGGUCCGUCCAGUCAAGUGAGGUACAGCCUCAUCGACAGCGGAGAUGGAAACUUUGACGUAGACAAACUCAGUGGAGCCAUUCGAAUCGUCCAGCAGCUGGACUUUGAGAAGAAACAAGUUUACAAUCUGACCAUCAGGGCCAAAGACAAAGGGAAACCCAUUUCCCUUUCUUCUACAUGUUAUGUGGAAGUUGAGGUCAUCGAUGUAAAUGAAAACUUACAUCCACCGCUGUUUUCUAGUUUUGUGGAUAAAGGCUUAGUGAAAGAAGAUGUACCUGUUGGGACGUCAGUGAUGACAGUGUCUGCCCAUGAUGAGGAUACAGGACGGGAUGGGGAGAUCCGGUACUCUAUAAGAGAUGGCUCUGGGGUUGGUGUUUUCAAGAUAGAUGAAGAAAAAGGUGUCAUAGAGACUGCCGAAAAGUUGGACCGUGAGACCGUCUCCCAUUACUGGCUGACAGUCUUUGCUACAGAUCAGGGGGUAGUGCCUCUUUCAUCAUUCACCGAGAUCUAUAUUGAAAUAGAGGAUGUUAAUGACAAUGCGCCCCAGACAUCGGAGCCGGUUUAUUAUCCAGAAGUCAUGGAAAAUUCACCCAAGGAUGUUUCUGUUGUUCAGAUUGAGGCUUUUGAUCCAGAUUCUAGCUCUAGUGACAAGCUGACCUACAAAAUAACGAGUGGAAAUCCACAAGGGUUUUUUGCAAUCCAUCCCAAAACAGGUCUCAUCACAACCACAUCAAGAAAACUAGACCGAGAACAACAGGAUGAACACAUAUUAGAAGUGACAGUGACAGACAAUGGCAAUCCUCCAAAGUCAACCAUUGCAAGAGUGAUCGUGAAAAUCCUCGAUGAGAAUGACAAUAAGCCUCAGUUCUUACAGAAGUUCUACAAAAUCAGACUCCCAGAACGUGACAAGCCAGAACGUGAGAGGGGUGCCAAACGGGAACCCAUCUAUCGGGUUAUAGCCACAGACAAAGAUGAAGGUCCCAACGCAGAGAUCUCAUAUAGCAUUGAAGAUGGAGAUGAGCACGGCAAAUUCUUUAUUGAACCCAAAACUGGAGUGGUUUCUUCUAAAAAAUUUUCAGGAGCACGAGAAUAUGAUAUUCUUUCAAUUAAAGCUGUUGAUAAUGGUCGCCCUCAAAAGUCAUCCACUGCCCGGCUUCAUAUUGAAUGGAUCUCCAAGCCGAAACCAUCGCUUGAGCCAAUUUCCUUUGAAGAACCUUAUUUUUCUUUUACUGUAAUGGAAAGCGAUCCAGUUGCUCACAUGAUUGGGGUGAUUUCUGUUGAACCCAUUGGCACACCACUGUGGUUUGACAUCAUUGGUGGCAAUUACGACAGUCGCUUUGAUGUUGACAAGGGCACAGGCACCAUCAUUGUGGCCAGGCCUCUUGAUGCAGAACAGAAAUCAAACUACAAUCUGACAGUGGAGGCAACCGAUGGAACCACAGCCAUUGUCACUCAGGUGCUCAUCAAAGUGAUAGACACAAAUGACCACCGCCCUCAGUUUUCCAUGUCGAAAUAUGAAGUGCUCAUUCCAGAAGACACAAUGCCCGACACGGAGAUUUUGCAGAUCAGCGCCACGGACAAGGAUGAGAAAAACAAACUGAUCUAUACUCUACAGAGUAGUACUGACCCCCUGAGCCUCAAGAAAUUCCGUCUCGAUCCUGCCACCGGCUCCCUUUACACAGCCGAGAAGCUUGACCAUGAGGCCGUCCAUCAGCAUGUCCUCACCGUCAUGGUGCGAGACCAAGAUGUGCCCGUCAAGCGCAGCUUUGCCAGAGUCAUCGUCAACGUCAGCGACACCAAUGACCAUGCCCCUUGGUUCACCAGCUCCUCCUACCAAGGGCGCGUUUAUGAGUCCGCCGCAGUCGGAUCGGUCGUGCUCCAAGUGACAGCCUUAGACAAGGAUAAAGGAGAAAAUGCUGAAGUUUUGUACUCCAUUGAAUCUGGGAAUAUUGGGAAUUCCUUUACCAUUGAUCCUAUCUUAGGUUCUAUAAAAACUGCCAAAGAACUUGACCGAAGUAGCCAAGGAGAAUAUGAUUUGAUGGUGAAAGCUACAGACAAAGGGAAUCCACCAAUGAGUGAAAUGACUUCUGUACAUAUCUUUGUCACCAUCUCUGAUAAUGCCAUCCCCAGGUUUACCUCUAAAGAAUACUCUGCUGAAAUCAGUGAAAGUGCUUCCAUUGGUAGCUUUAUUGGGAUAGUCCGUGCACAUAGUCAGUCAUCUGUGGUGUAUGAAAUAAAAGAUGGAAACAUAGGCGAUGCCUUUGCUAUUAACCCCAACUCAGGAGUUAUCAUUACUCAGAAGGCUCUGGAUUUUGAAACUCUCCCCUUCUACAGCCUGAUAGUACAAGGAACAAACAUGGCGGGUUUGUCUGCUAAUACAACAGUAUGGGUCCACCUUCAGGAUGAGAAUGACAAUGCACCAGUCUUCCUGCAGGCGCGAUACACAGGACUCAUCAGUGAAUCCGCCCCGAUCAGUAGUGUGGUCCUAACAGACAAAAAUGUCCCCCUGGUUAUUCGCGCCGCAGACGCUGAUAAAGAAUCAAAUGCUUUACUUGUUUACCAGAUCGUUGAGUCUUCUGCCCAUAAAUAUUUUGCCAUUGAUUCAAGUACUGGUGCCAUUCGAACUGUUCUCAGUUUGGACUAUGAAGAAGCACCUAUUUUCCAAUUUACCGUGCAAGUCCAUGACAUGGGAACACCACGUUUAUUUGCGGAAUAUGCAGCCAACGUGACGAUCCGUGUCGUCGACAUCAAUGAUUGUCCUCCCGUGUUCUCCAAAAUGUUAUACGAAGCUUCUGUCUUGCUGCCAACAUACAGAGGAGUAAAAGUCAUCACAGUAAAUGCCACAGAUGCAGACUCGCUGGCUUUCUCACAGCUGAUGUAUUCCAUUCCUGAGGGCAACAUUGGGGAGAAGUUUCUCAUCAAUCCUAAGACGGGUACCAUAACUGUACAAAACACAACCCAGUUGAGAAGUCGAUACGAGCUGUCAGUGAGGGCUUCGGAUGGCAGGUUCACGAGCCAUGCCUCUGUAAAGAUCAACGUGAAGGAAAGCAAAGAGAAUCCACUGAAGUUUACCCAGAAUUCCUACUCUGCCCGCGUGAGGGAGAACUCCACAGAACCCAGAACCAUCGCCGUCAUCACCGCUGUUGGGAGUCAGAUCAACGAGCCUUUGUUCUACCACAUCCUCAACCCUGACAGCAGGUUUAAGAUAAGCCGCACUUCAGGGGUACUCUCCACCACUGGCGUACCAUUUGACCGUGAACAACAAGAGGUUUUUGAUGUGGUCGUGGAAGUGACAGAAGAGCACAAACCCUCAGUGAUGGCGCAUGUUGUGGUCAGAGUCAGCGUAGAAGACCAAAACGACAACGCACCUGUGUUUGUCAACCUUCCCUACUAUGCGGCAGUCAAGGUUGAUGCCGAUGUGGGCCACAUCAUCCGCUCUGUGACUGCCGUCGACAGAGAUAUUGGGAGAAAUGGGGAGGUACACUAUUACCUGAAAGAACAUCAUGAACACUUUCAAAUUGGACCUUCUGGGGAAAUCUCCCUGAAAAAGAAAUUUGAGCCAGACACCUUAAAUAAGGAAUAUCUCAUCACCAUAGUAGCAAAAGAUGGCGGCGACCCAGCCUUCUCUGCUGAAGUCGUCGUGCCAAUUACGGUUAUGAACAAAGCCAUGCCUGUGUUUGAAAAGGCUUUCUACAGCGCCGAGAUCCCUGAGAACAUCCAGUUGCAUAGUCCAGUUGUCCAUGUCCAAGCCAACAGCCCAGAAGGUCUAAAGGUCUUCUACAGCAUCAUGGACGGAGAUCCUUUUAAUCAGUUUACUAUCCACUUCAAUACCGGAGUCAUCAACGUCAUAGCCCCUCUGGAUUUUGAAUCUCACCCCGCAUAUAAACUAAGCAUCCGAGCAACUGACUCCUUGACCGGCGUUCAUGCUGAAGUCUUUGUUGACAUAAUAGUGGAAGACGUCAACGAUAACCCUCCUGUCUUUACACAGCAGUCGUACGUGACAACUCUGUCAGAGGCGACUGUGAUGGGAACAUCUGUUGUUCAUGUUUGGGCGACAGAUACAGAUUCUGCACCCAAUAGGGGAAUUUCUUAUCACUUGUUUGGAAAUCAUAGCAAAAGUCCUGACCAGUAUUUCCACAUAGAUAGUAGCAGUGGACUUAUUUCUUUGGUGAGAACCCUGGACUACGAGGAGACUCAGCGGCACGAGCUGCUGGUCAGGGCUGUUGAUAGUGGCAUGCCCCCGUUGAGUAGUGAUGCCAUCGUGACAGUACAUGUCACUGAUCUCAAUGAUAAUCCACCAUUAUUUGACCAGCCCCUCUAUGAAGCAAAAAUCAGUGAGCAAGCCCCCCAUGGACAUUUUGUGACCUGUGUGAAAGCCUAUGAUGCAGAUAGUUCAGACACUGACAAAUUGGAAUACUCCAUCCUAUCGGGUAACGAGCAAAAGAAUUUUGCGAUCGACAGCAAGACGGGCAUAAUCACCCUUUCAAACCUGCGCCGCCAGACCCUAAAGCCAUUUUAUAGUGUCAACGUUUCUGUGUCAGAUGGAGUCUUCAGGAGCUCUUCGCAAGUGGAGAUUAUUGUCAUCCAAGCCAAUUUGCAUAGCCCCGUUUUCAUGCAGAAUGAAUAUGAAGUGGAACUGGCUGAAAAUGCCCCUUUGCAAACCCUGGUGGUUGAAGUCAAAGCAACCGAUGAGGAUUCUGGAAUUUAUGGCCAAAUUACUUACCAUAUUGUCAAUGACUUUGCCAAAGACAGAUUUUACACAAAUGAGAGAGGACAGAUUUUUACCUCUGAAAAACUUGACCGAGAAACUGCAGGAGAAAAGGUCAUUACAAUUCGACUGAUGGCCAAGGAUACUGGAGGAAAGGUUGCUUUCUGCACCGUCAAUGUGAUCCUUACAGAUGACAAUGAUAACGCCCCUCAAUUCCGAGCGACCAAGUACAGAGUGAACAUUGGAUCGGAUGCCCCCAAAGGCACAUCUGUCAUCAAAGUGCUCGCAUCAGACGCCGACGAGGGAUCCAAUGCAGACAUCACAUACUCCAUAGAAGCAGAUUCUGAAAGUGUCCAGGAGAAUUUAGAAAUCAACAGACUAUUUGGAAUAAUUACAACCAAAGAAAGCCUGAUUGGUUUAGAAAAUGAGGUUUUUACUUUCUUUGUUAGAGCCGUGGAUGGUGGAUCUCCCCCCAAAGAAUCUGUUGUUCCGGUGUAUGUAAAAAUCCUCCCACCAGAAACUCCCCUUCCCAAGUUUUCAGAACCUUUUUAUACCUAUACAGUCUCGGAAGACCUGCCUAUUGGAAGUGAAAUAGAUACUAUCAGAGUAGAUCAUAGUCAGCCUGUCUCAUACAGCCUAACCAAAGGGAAUACGCCUGAGAGUAAUGGGGGCGAGUCCUUUGUCAUUGACAAACACAGUGGGAAAUUGAAAUUGGAGAAGAAUCUUGAUCACGAGACUACAAAAUGGUACCAGUUUUCAGUGAUCGCGCAAAGCACCCAUGAAGACUCCGAGGUGGUGUCCUUUGUAGACAUCAGUAUUCAGGUGAAAGAUGUUAAUGAUAAUAGUCCAGUCUUAGAGUCCAAUCCAUAUGAGGCAUUUAUUGUGGAAAACCUGCCAGGGGGAAGUAGAGUCAUCCAAGUCAAGGCAACUGAUCUUGAUUCAGGAGCCAAUGGCCAAGUCCUCUAUAGUUUAGAUCAGUCCCAGAGCUUGGAUGUCAUUGAAUCAUUUGCCAUUGACAUGGAAACUGGAUGGAUUACAACUCUUAAGGAACUCGAUCAUGAAAAGAGAGACAAAUACCACAUCACAGUAGUUGCAUCUGAUUAUGGGGAGAAAGUACAGCUGUCUUCCACAGCAGUUGUGGAAAUUUCUGUAACAGAUGUGAAUGAUAACCCUCCACGCUUCACCGCAGAAAUUUAUAAAGGGACUGUGAGUGAAGAUGACCCUCCUGGUGGAGUGAUUGCUAUAUUAAGCACCACUGAUGCUGAUACCGAAGAGAUCAACAGACAAGUGACUUACUAUAUAACAGGAGGAGAUCCUUUAGGACAAUUUGCAGUUGAAAAUAUACAGAAUGAAUGGAAAGUCUAUGUGAAGAAACCUUUAGACAGGGAAAAAAGGGACAGCUACCUUCUUACCAUCACUGCAACAGAUGGCGCUUUUUCUUCAAAAGCCAUAGUGGAAGUGAAAGUUCUUGAUGCAAAUGACAACAGUCCCAUUUGUGAAAAGAGUGCCUAUUCAGACACAAUUCCUGAAGAUACUGUUCCUGGGAAACUGAUCAUGCAGGUCUCUGCUAUAGAUGCAGACAUCCGUUCCAAUGCUGAAAUUACUUACACAUUGUCUGGUCCCGGUGCAGAGAAAUUCAAAAUAAAUGCAGACACAGGUGAAUUAAAAACAUUAGCCCCCCUCGACCGUGAGCAGCAAGCAGUUUAUAAUCUUUUAGUCCAAGCUACGGAUGGAGGAGGGCGAUUCUGCCAGAUGAGUGUUCUCUUCACGUUGGAAGACGUCAAUGAUAAUGCUCCAGAAUUCUCCGCUGAUCCCUAUGCCAUCACAGUGUUUGAAAACACCGAGCCCAAGACCCCAUUGACAAGAGUGCAAGCCACUGAUGCAGAUGCAGGAUUAAAUCACAAGAUUUCCUACUCAUUGGUGAACUCUGCAGACGGUCAGUUUUCUAUUGAUGAAUCAUCUGGAAUUAUCCGAUUGGAGAAGCCUUUGGACCGAGAGUUACAGGCCGUGUACAAUCUGAUUUUGAAGGCUGUUGAUCAAGGUCUGCCAAGGAGGCUGACUGCUACGGGCACUGUUGUUGUAUCUGUUCUGGAUAUAAAUGACAAUCCACCUGUGUUCGAAUAUCGUGAGUAUGGAGCUACAGUGCCUGAGGAUGUACUCGUUGGAACCGAGGUUCUGCAGGUGUACGCUGCCAGCCGGGACAUUGAAGCCAAUGCAGAGAUCACUUAUGCAAUCAUCAGUGGCAAUGAACAUGGGAAAUUCAGUAUUGAUGCCACAACAGGAGCCAUAUUUAUUAUUGACCACUUGGAUUAUGAAAGCUCUCAUGACUAUUACCUGACAGUCGAAGCCACCGAUGGAGGCACACCUUCCCUGAGUGAUGUUGCGACAGUGAAUGUCAAUGUCACAGAUAUUAAUGAUAACACCCCAGUGUUCAGUCAGGACAUGUACACCGCAGUGAUCAGUGAAGAUGCCAUCCUGGAGCAAUCCAUUGUCACUGUUAUGGCAGAUGAUGCUGAUGGACCUUCAAACAGUCACAUUCACUACUCAAUUAUAGAUGGCAACCAAGGGAACCCAUUUACUAUUGAUCCUGUAAGAGGAGAAAUAAAAGUGACUCAACUUUUAGACCGGGAGACAAUUUCAGGAUACACCCUCACAGUUCAAGCAGCAGAUAAUGGUAGCCCUCCCAGAUUCAACACCACCACUGUGAACAUCGAUGUUUCGGAUGUCAAUGACAAUGCUCCUGUUUUCUCCAAGGGCAACUAUAGCAUCAUCAUCCAGGAAAACAAGCCUGUGGGUGUCAGCGUCUUGCAGCUGAUGGUGACAGACAAGGAUUCUUCCCAUAAUGGUCCCCCCUUUUCCUUUUCUAUCAUGAGUGGAAAUGAAGAGAAAGCAUUUGAGGUUAACCAGGAUGGAGUUCUUAUAACUUCAACGGCAAUAAAGAGAAAAGUAAAGGAUCAUUACUUCCUUCAUGUCAAGGUGGCAGACAAUGGAAAACCUCAGUUGUCUUCUUUGGCUUAUAUCGACAUUAGGGUUAUUGAGGAGAGCAUCUAUCCCCCUGCCAUUUUGCCCCUGGAAAUUUUCAUUACCACCUUUGGGGAAGAAUAUUCAGGUGGUGUCAUUGGGAAGAUCCAUGCAACAGACCAAGAUGUCUACGACACCUUAACAUACAGUCUUGAUCCCAAAAUGGAUAGCCUCUUCUCUGUCUCCAGCACGGGUGGUAAACUGAUAGCCCACAAAAAGCUAGAUAUGGGACAGUACCUCCUUAAUGUCUCGGUGACUGAUGGAAAAUUUACCACUGUGGCUGACAUCAUGGUCCACAUCAGGCAGAUCACCCAAGAAAUGCUCAACCACACCAUUGCCAUCCGCUUUGCCAACCUCACCCCUGAAGAGUUUGUUGGGGACUACUGGCGUAACUUCCAGAGGGCUUUGCGAAAUAUCCUGGGUGUGCGGAGAAAUGACAUACAGGUGGUGAGUUUGCAAUCCUCGGAACCUCAGUCAAACCUGGAUGUUCUACUGCUUGUUGAGAAAUCUGGCAGCGCCCAUGCCUCAACCAAAGUUCUCCUGCACAAGAUAAACUCCUCCGUGGCUGACAUCGAAGAAAUCAUUGGUGUGAGGAUCUUGGAAGUGUUCCACAAGCUAUGUGCAGGUCUGGACUGCCCGUUAAAAUUCUGUGAUGAAAAGGUGACUGUGGAUGAUAGCGUCAUGUCAACUCAUAGCACUGCCAGGCUGAGCUUCGUCACUCCUCGUCACCACCGAGCAGCUGUGUGUCUCUGUAGAGAGGGGAGAUGCCCCCUAGUUGAUCAUGGAUGUGAAAGCAAUCCGUGUCCUGAAGGUACUGAAUGUAUUGCUGAUCCAAAAGAGGAAAAAUAUUCAUGUGUGUGCCCAGGUGGCAAAUUUGGCCAGUGCCCAGUUGGUUCAUCAGUAACAUUUAGUGGAAACAGUUUUGUCAAAUACCGUCUAAUGGAAAAUGAAAACAAAUUAGAAAUGAAACUCACCAUGAGGCUCAGAACCUAUUCUACUCAUGCAGUUGUCAUGUAUGCCCGAGGAACAGACUACAGUAUUUUAGAGAUUCACAAUGGGAGACUUCAGUACAAAUUUGACUGUGGAAGUGGGCCUGGAAUUGUCUCUGUACAGAGCAUUCAAAUAAAUGAUGGGCAGUGGCACUCCGUGUCCCUUGAAGUGAAUGGGAACUAUGCCCGGCUCGUUCUAGACAGGGUCCACACAGCAUCAGGAACGGCUCCAGGCACCCUGAAGACGCUGAACCUGGAUAACCACGUGUUUUUUGGAGGCCACAUUCGUCAGCAAGACACGAGACCCGGUAGAAGCCACCAAGUCAACAAUGGUUUCAGAGGCUGCAUGGAUUCGAUUUAUUUGAAUGGUCAAGAAUUGCCUUUAACCAGCAAACCAAGAAGUUACGCCCACGUUGAGGAAUAUGUUGACGUGUCCCCUGGAUGUUUGUUGAUGGCCAUUGAAGACUGCUCUAGUAGUCCCUGUCAGAAUGGAGGCAUUUGUAACCCCUCACCUAGUGGAGGUUAUUAUUGCAAAUGCAGUGCCUUGUACAUGGGUACACAUUGUGACAUCAGUGUGAAUCCGUGUGCCUCCAAUCCUUGCCUCUAUGGUGGGACUUGUAUUAGAGACAAUGGCGACUUUGUCUGCCAGUGCAGGGGCCUGUACACUGGACAGAGGUGUCAGCUGAGUCCCUAUUGUAAAGAUGAACCAUGUAAAAAUGGUGGGACCUGCUUUGACAGCUUGGAUGGUGCUAUUUGUCAAUGUGAAGCUGGUUUUCAUGGAGAAAGGUGUCAAAGUGAUAUUGAUGAAUGUGCUGUUAAUCCCUGCCGUAAUGGGGCCCUUUGCGAGAACACCCAUGGCUCCUAUCGCUGUAACUGUAGCCUUGACUAUCGAGGAAAACACUGUGAAGACUCGCUUCCCAAUAAGUAUGUGUCAACUCCAUGGAAUAUUGGGUUAGCUGAAGGAAUAGGAAUCAUCGUGUUCAUCAUAGGCAUCUUCCUAAUAGUGGUGAUAUUUGUUGUCUGCCGCAAAACGAUCCAGAAAAAGAAGAAACACCAAGCAGAACCCGAGGACAAGCACUUGGGACCCACAACAGCUUUCUUACAAAGGCCAUAUUUUGAUUCAAAACUCAAUAAGAGCAUUUACUCAGACGUACCACCCCAGGUGCCUGUCCGCCCCAUUUCUUACACUCCAAGCAUUCCAAGCGACUCCAGGAACAAUCUUGACCGAAAUUCCUUCGAAGGGUCCACCAUUCCUGAGCACCCUGAGUUUAGCACCUUCAACCCAGAUUCCAUGCAUGGACACCGAAAAGCCGUGGCGGUCUGCAGUGUUGCACCCAAUUUGCCUCCCCCUCCUCCUUCCAACUCUCCUUCAGACAGUGACUCGAUUCAGAAACCCAACUGGGAUUUCGACUAUGAUACUAAAGUGGUAGAACUCGAACCCUGUAUUUCAAAGAAACCUCUGGAGGAAAAGGUAUCCCAUCCUUACAGUGCUCGGGAAAGCCUGUCUGAAGUCCAGUCCCUCAGCUCUUUCCAGUCAGAGUCCUGCGAUGACAAUGCUUCCGUGGUGACGGUAAUACACCUUGUCAAUGCCGUCGUUGACGUUGACAUGGUGGAUACAGAAGAGUCUUUCGCUGCACCUGAUCUCACCAAAUCAAAAGGGUAUCACUGGGAUACUUCCGAUUGGAUGCCUAGCGUUCCGCUGCCAGAUAUCCAAGAGUUUCCCAAUUACGAGGUCAUCGAUGAGCAGACCCCCCUCUAUACAGACCCAAGUGCCAUCGAUACAGACUAUUACCCAGGAGGCUACGACAUCGAAAGCGACUUCCCUCCUCCCCCUGAGGAUUUCCCCGCACCCGACGAACUCCCCCCCUUGCCACCGGAAUUCAGCGAUCAGUUCGAAUCAAUACAACCCCCUAAAGACAUGCCCGCUACGCGGAGCUUGAGUUCCUCCACAAAGAGCCGGCAGAGGUUCAACUUCAACCAGUUUCUGCCCAACUUUUACCCCGUAGAUAUGUCUGAACCUCAAAAGACAACGAACGGAGAGAGCAGUAGUUGUAGAGAACCCUUCACCCCGUACCCUUCGGGGUACAGCAGAGACUUUGAAGCCCCCACCGUAGACAACAUGUCCAUGUCUGUGUAUGCUUCAACGGCUUCUUGCUCCGACGUGUCCGCUUGCUGCGAGAUGGAGUCGGAGGUCAUGAUGAGUGACUACGAGAGUGGAGAGGAUGGCCACUUCGAAGAGGUGACCAUCCCUCCACUGGAGACACAACAGCAUACAGAAGUCUGACACUCAAAUUCUGGGGGAAAAAAAGUGCCUGGACUUUCAAGAACUUACAUUCUAGACCAAUAUCCUGAAGAUAUUAAUUUUCUUUGCAGCAGAUGCUUGGAUGCUUUGUUUUUCUAGGAGCUAAAACUGGCAUGGCUGCCCUGGAUCAUGCAGCUCAUUUCCACAUGUUACCUGGGUUCCAUUUCCUGACCUACUGUGUGUGAUUGGAUCAACUUAAGAUUUACAUUGGCUGUGCCAUUAAUAAAGGUGUUUUUUUUUUCAUUUUUAUUUACUUGGUCUAUGAUAAUAAAAGCAAAAAAAAAAAUCAGCCAGACCUCAUCACCAUUUUAGCAUGAGUCAUCUAGAUUUCAUUACAUUAACUUUUUUUCUGUUUUUUUUUCCUUUUGUAAAUUUUAUGUACAGAUUUGUUUUUAAUAAUUUUUAUUAGAUUUUGUAGAUAUUUUUUCUCCAGUUCAUUUUUCACUGAAUCUUAGUUGUAUCAUUCUGUCAUUGCCCAGAAUCCUGAUUUUGAUUAUCAGGUUUUCACUCUCUGUCCAUUUCCAUUAUGGUACGAGUCUUCGUGAAAACAUUUCACCAUAUUCUUGCAAUACUAGCUGUAUAUAGAAUGAAAAGAGACCUAGUGUUUUCUAGGUCAGACACGGUACAUGGAGAUGUCUUAAAUGGGUUGCUGUAUUUUAGGAUUAAACACAUUUUUCCCUUCUUGGAAAGUGUAAUGGGGACCCUCUGCAUACCUGUUUAGAACCAAAACCACCACGACACAGUUUUUAUAGUGUCUGUAUAUUUGUGAUGCAAUGGUCUUGUAAAGGUUUUUAUUGAAAACUACCAUUAGCCAGUCUUUCUUACUGACAAUAAAUUAUUAAUAAAAUACUUUAGCUUUA
Molecule: messenger RNA, 15141 nt
Organism: Monodelphis domestica (gray short-tailed opossum)
Lineage: Eukaryota; Metazoa; Chordata; Mammalia; Didelphimorphia; Didelphidae
Gene: FAT1
Product: FAT atypical cadherin 1
Biological process (GO): homophilic cell-cell adhesion; multicellular organism development; cell migration
Cellular component (GO): catenin complex; plasma membrane
Molecular function (GO): beta-catenin binding; calcium ion binding; cadherin binding
Source: RefSeq, a predicted model, not a curated record